ACCCUGCCCCAGAGAGCGCCUGCGCGGGCCCUGUAUACCUCCUGCGCAAUGACUGUGAGUGGUCCAGGGACCCCCGAGCCCCGGCCCACCGCCCGUGGGGCCAGUUCAGUGGAGCAGCUACGGAAGGAGGGCAAUGAGCUGUUCAAAUGCGGAGACUAUGUGGGUGCCCUGGCUGCGUACACUCAGGCCCUGAGUCUGGACGCAGCGCCCCAAGACCAGGCCAUUCUGCAUCGGAACCUGGCCGCCUGCCACCUCAAGUUGGAAGAUUAUGACAAAGCUGAAAGUGAGGCGUCCAAAGCCAUUGAAAAGGACGGUGGGGAUGUCAAAGCCCUUUACCGGAGGAGCCAGGCCCUAGAGAAGCUGGGCCGCCUGGACCAGGCCAUCCUUGACCUGAAGAGAUGUGUGAGCCUGGAGCCCAAGAACAAACUUUUCCAGGAUGCCCUGCGGAACAUUGGCGGCCAGAUUCAGGAGAAGGUACGAUACAUGUCCUCGACAGACGCCAAAGUGGAACAGAUGUUUCAGAUAUUGUUGGAUCCAGAAGAGAAAGGCACUGAGAAAAAACAAAAGGCUUCUCAGAAUCUGGUGGUGCUGGCCCGGGAGGACGCCGGGGCGGAGAAGAUCUUCCGGAACAAUGGGGUCCAGCUCUUGCAACGACUGCUGGACACAGGCGAGACUGACCUGAUGCUGGCGGCUCUGCGCACACUGGUCGGCAUUUGCUCUGAGCACCAGUCCCGGACAGUAGCCACUCUGAGUGUGCUGGGAACUCGGCGCGUGGUAUCCAUUCUUGGCGUGGAAAACCAAGCUGUGUCCCUGGCGGCCUGCCACCUGCUGCACGUUAUCUUUGAUGCCCUCAAGGAAGGCGUUAAGAAAGGUUUCCGAGGGAAAGAAGGCGCCAUCAUCGUGGAUCCUUCCCGGGAGCUUAAGGUCCUCAUCAGUAACCUCCUGGAGCUUCUGACUGAGGUGGGAGUCUCAGACCAAGGUCGGGACAAUGCCCUGACCCUCCUGAUUAAAUUGGUGCCCCGGAAGUCUCCUAAGGACCCGAACAACAGCCUCACGCUCUGGGUCAUUGACCAAGGUUUGAAGAAGAUUCUGGAGGUGGGGGGCUCCAUGCCAGCACCCCCUGGGGAAGUAACGGGGACUGCCAACAGCCGCAUGAGCGCCUCCAUCCUGCUGAGCAAGCUCUUCGAUGACCUCAAGUGCGAUGCCGAGAGAGAAAAUUUCCACCGACUCUGUGAAAACUACAUCAAGAGCUGGUUUGAGGGCCAAGGGCUGGCCGGGAAGCUGCGGGCCAUCCAGACAGUGUCCUGCCUCCUGCAGGGCCCAAGUGAGGCCGGCAACCGUGCCCUGGAGCUGAGUGGCGUCAUGGAGAGCGUGAUUGCGCUGUGUGCCUCCGAGCAGGAGGACGAGCAGCUGGUGGCUGUGGAGGCUCUGAUCCAUGCGGCCGGCAAGGCCAAACGGGCCUCGUUCAUCACUGCCAACGGCGUCUCACUGCUCAAGGACCUGUACAAGAGCAGCGAGAAGGACAGCAUCCGCAUCCGGGCGCUAGUGGGGCUCUGUAAGCUCGGCUCGGCCGGCGGGACAGACUUCAGCAUGAAGCAGUUUGCCGAAGGCUCCACUCUCAAACUGGCCAAGCAGUGCCGGAAGUGGCUGUGCAAUGACCAGAUUGACGCAGGCACCCGGCGCUGGGCAGUGGAGGGCCUGGCCUACCUCACCUUUGAUGCUGACGUGAAGGAAGAGUUUGUGCAGGACGAGGCUGCCCUGAAGGCUCUCUUCCAGCUCAGCCGGGUAGGUCUGGGGGAGAGGUCUGUGCUCUUUGCGGUGGCCUCAGCCUUGGUGAACUGCACCAACAGCUACGACUAUGAGGAGCCUGACCCCAAAAUGGUGGAGCUGGCCAAGUACGCCAAGCAACACGUGCCGGAGCAGCACCCCAAGGACAAACCGAGCUUUGUGCGAGCCCGGGUGAAGAAGCUGCUGGAGGCAGGGGUGGUGUCAGCCAUGACGUGCAUGGUGAAGACUGAGAGCCCCGUGCUGACCAACUCCUGCAGGGAGCUGCUGUCUCGGGUCUUCCUGGCGCUGGUGGAAGAAGUGGCAGACCGAGGCACUGUGGUCGCUCAGGGAGGGGGCAAGGCUUUGCUUCCGCUGGCGCUAGAAGGCACUGACGUGGGGCAGAUAAAGGCCGCCCAGGCACUCGCCAAGCUCACCAUCACCUCCAACCCAGAGAUGACUUUUCCUGGCGAGCGGAUCUAUGAGGUGGUGCGGCCCCUGGUCUCCCUGUUGCACCUCAGCUGCUCAGGCCUGCAGAACUUCGAGGCACUCAUGGCCCUCACGAACCUGGCAGGAAUCAAUGAGCGGCUCCGACAGAAGAUCCUGAAGGAGAAGGCGGUGCCCAUGAUCGAAGGCUACAUGUUUGAGGAGCACGAGAUGAUCCGCCGGGCAGCCACAGAGUGCAUGUCCAACAUGGCCAUGUGCAAGGAGGUACAGGACCUAUUUGUUGCGGAGGGCAAUGACCGGCUGAAGCUGCUGGUGCUGUACAGCGGAGAGGACGAUGAGCUGCUGAGGCGGGCGGCCGCCGGGGGCCUGGCCAUGCUCACCUCCCUACGGCCCUCACUCUGCAGCCGCAUCCCCAAAGUGACCACACACUGGCUGGAGAUCCUGCAGGCCCUGCUUCUGAGCCCCAACCAGGAGCUGCAGCACCGGGGCGCCGUGGUGGUGCUGAAUAUGGUGGAGGCCUCCAAGGAGAUCGCCAGCGCCCUGAUGGAGAGCGAGGUUCUGGAGAUCCUGUCUGUGCUGACCAGAGGCGAGGAGGGCCCUGUCACCAGGGCAGCCACGGCGUGCCUGAGGAAAGCGGUGGAGUACGGGCUGAUCAAACCCAACCAAGACAGCGAGUGA
This is a messenger RNA of Elephantulus edwardii (Cape elephant shrew), 2889 nucleotides long. RefSeq names its product unc-45 homolog A (C. elegans) (gene UNC45A). The record is from RefSeq and is a predicted model, not a curated record. Lineage: Eukaryota; Metazoa; Chordata; Mammalia; Macroscelidea; Macroscelididae. Gene Ontology annotation, molecular function: Hsp90 protein binding. Bases 49 to 2889 code for a protein of 946 amino acids. The transcript has 20 exons.